UUGCAGUUUUGGCUGAACUAAAAGGACGCGCCUUCCUUCCGGGUCGCCGCUGCGAGGAGGAGCCUCACGGCGUCCCGGGAGCCGGUGGGUCCGGCUCGCUGACCGCCUCUCGCCUUCCCCUCUGACCCUUCAUUUCCGCGGAGCCGGCCGCCUGCCCCAGGCGCUGGAGGCCGGAGUCCCGCGGUCUGUGCCGGGUCCGCGCACCAGCGGCUGCGGAUGGGCGACCGCGGCGGCGGGGCCUGAUCGCGGCCCGGAGCCCUCAGAGUGGCAGCAAAGGGAGACAAGGGCUUGAGGGCCACUUGAGUGUGCAUGAUACCCUGUGCAGGCACUUGGCGGCUGUGACCGCACUCGGCCUCCAGGCUGGGUGCUGGCAAGAUGGAAACCGUGCAGGAGGUGGUUUGGGCCAACGGGAGCACAGUGCUGUCCCCACCCCUGGCUCCCAACAUCAGUGUGCCACAUCGCUGCCUGCUGCUGCUGUACGAGGACAUCGGCACCUCUCGGGUCCGGUACUGGGACCUCUUGCUGCUCAUCCCCAAUGUGCUCUUCUUCAUUUUCCUGCUCUGGAAGCUUCCGUUUGCUCGGGCCAAGAUCUGCAUCACCUCCAGCCCCAUUUUUAUCACCUUCUAUAUCCUGGUGUUCGUGGUGGCGCUAGUGGGCAUUGCCCGGGCCGUGGUCAGCAUGACGGUCAGCACCUCGGAUGCUGCAACUGUUGCUGAUAAGAUCCUGUGGGAGAUUACCCGCUUCUUCCUGUUGGCCAUCGAGCUGAGUGUGGUUAUCCUGGGCCUUGCCUUUGGUCACCUGGAGAGCAAGUCAAGCAUCAAGCGUGUGCUGGCCAUCACCACCGUGCUGUCCUUGGCCUACUCUGUCACCCAGGGGACCCUGGAGAUCCUGUACCCUGAUGCCCACCUCUCAGCCGAGGACUUCAACAUCUAUGGGCACGGGGGCCGCCACUUCUGGCUGGUCAGCUCCUGCUUCUUCUUCCUGGUGUACUCUCUGGUGGUGGUGCUUCCCAAGACCCCUCUGAAGGACCGCAUCUCCCUGCCUUCCCGGAGAAGCUUCUAUGUGUAUGCAGGCAUCCUGGCGUUGCUCAACCUGCUGCAGGGGCUGGGAAGCGCGCUGCUCUGUGCUGACAUCAUCGAGGGGCUCUGCUGUGUGGAUGCCACCACGUUCCUCUACUUCAGCUUCUUCGCGCCCCUCAUCUAUGUGGCCUUCCUCCGGGGUUUUUUCGGCUCGGAGCCCAAGAUCCUGUUCUCCUACAAAUGCCAAGUGGAUGAGACUGAGGAACCGGACAUGCACCUGCCCCAUCCCUACGCUGUGACCCGGAGGGAGGGCCUGGAGGCAGCAGGUGCCGCCAGCACACAGUUCGACUCGGCCAGCGGCGUGUCUUACCUGGAUGACAUCGCUUCCAUGCCCUGCCACACCGGCAGCAUCAACAGCACGGACAGUGAGCGCUGGAAGGCCCUCAAUGCCUGAUUGCAGCUGCCCUGGCUGGAAAGAGUCCUGGGGCCUGUGGCUGGCAGAGGGGAGAGGAGGCCAGGCAGUGCAGAGUCCUUGGAGGAUGAGGCCAAGGACCUUGUGUGGGUGGCAGUGCUAUGCAGGCUCUGUCCUUCCACCUGGGCCUCCAGUUGCUCUCAGCCAUCUCUGCUCUAGCUGUCCCUCCCCCUUCUGUCUGUCUGCCCUUGCCCUGCUCCACAAUGUGGUCCAGAUUAUGAUCUCUUACGCUGGCCAAGGACACCUCUUCUCCAAAGGAGAAAGCCUGGGCACCCAGCACUGGCACCCCUCCCGACAGCACUUUGGCCUUUUCAAAGCUCACUCUGGCAGGUGGGCUGAAGUGUGUAUAUUUUCUUGAUCUAUUUUUUAAUAAAAAAGAAAAGGAGCACA
This is a messenger RNA of Myotis davidii, 1881 nucleotides long. It is a transcript of the gene TPRA1, whose product is annotated as transmembrane protein adipocyte associated 1. NCBI's taxonomy places the organism in Eukaryota, Metazoa, Chordata, Mammalia, Chiroptera, Vespertilionidae. The record is from RefSeq and is a predicted model, not a curated record. Gene Ontology annotation, molecular function: G protein-coupled receptor activity. The coding region runs from base 376 to 1473 and encodes 365 amino acids. The transcript is spliced from 12 exons. Gene Ontology annotation, cellular component: plasma membrane. Gene Ontology annotation, biological process: G protein-coupled receptor signaling pathway.